This is a messenger RNA of Thalassophryne amazonica, 6348 nucleotides long. It is a transcript of the gene supt6h, whose product is annotated as SPT6 homolog, histone chaperone and transcription elongation factor. The transcript is spliced from 37 exons. NCBI's taxonomy places the organism in Eukaryota, Metazoa, Chordata, Actinopteri, Batrachoidiformes, Batrachoididae. The record is from RefSeq and is a predicted model, not a curated record. Gene Ontology annotation, molecular function: histone binding; DNA binding; nucleosome binding. Gene Ontology annotation, biological process: positive regulation of transcription elongation by RNA polymerase II; nucleosome organization; mRNA transcription by RNA polymerase II. Bases 165 to 5384 code for a protein of 1739 amino acids. Gene Ontology annotation, cellular component: transcription elongation factor complex.
AGCUGCGCAUGUCGUCAGGUCACGUGUUUCCGGUCGCUUGCUGUUCCUUACGGUCGGACAUUUUGUCCAACUGCAACCUUUUGAAAAACAAAACACAACACAGUAUCGGUAAAACGUCACAUAUUUACGGAGUGUACCUCCGCUGUUAGAUGUGAACAGCAAACAUGUCGGACUUCAUUGAGAGUGAGGCUGAGUUAUCAGAGGAAGAAUUUAGUGACAAGGACUUAAAGCCCAAAAAGACCCAGAGGUUUAUGGAGGAUGAUGAUGAAGAGGAAUAUGAUGAAAAUACAGAGGACCAGGAUGAGCAGGGCAAUUUACGUGGGCUCAUUGAUGAUGAUGAGGAGGAGGAAGGUACUCAGAGGAGUGAGAGUGGAGGGGGCAGUGAUUCAGAAGAGGAAGUAAGGCCUCGACGUAAAAAGCGCAAUUACGAUGAUUACCUGGAUGAUGAUGAUCUUGAUCUAAUUGAGGAAAAUCUGGGUGUUAAAGUGAAACGGAGAAAGAAGAAAUAUGAGCGUGUAAGAACAAUGGACGAAGAUGAUGAGGAUGACGACGAAAAGGAUUUGAUUGCAGAUGAGAUCUUUCACGGAGACGGGGAUGGAGAAGGCGAGCUGGAGGAGGGCGAGGCCGUUGAUGAGGCUUUCCAACAAGCAGAUAAUGACGUCGAGGGAGAGGAUGAGGAGUCAGAUAUAGAUGAUUUCAUUGUUGAUGAUGAUGGCCAACCCAUCACUAAGAAAAGGGGCAAGAAAUUCUCUGGAUACACAGAUGCAGCCCUGCAGGAGGCCCAGGAGAUUUUUGGGGGCGACUUCGAGUUUGCCGACUUUGUUGCAGAUGCUUAUGACCAGGGUGAGGAGGAAGAAGAAGACCAAGAUGAAGAAAGUUGGGACCGACCCAAGAAACAGACUAAGAGGAGGCAGGGGAGGAAGAGCAUCUUUGAGAUAUAUGAGCCCAGUGAGCUAGAAAGCAGUCACAUGACCGACCAGGACAAUGAGAUCCGCUCUACAGACAUGCCUGAGAGGUUCCAGUUAAGAGCCAUCCCGGUUAAACCUGCUGAGGAUGAUGAACUGGAAGAGGAAGCUGAGUGGAUCUUCAGACAUGGCUUCUCCACACUUACAAUCUCCAUGCAGGAGAGUACAGAUUAUCUAGACAGAGGAACAACCACAAACUUCAGCAGGAAGGGUCCCAGCACAAUUGCCAAGAUCAAAGAGGCUUUGAACUUCAUGAGAAAUCAACAGUUUGAGGUUCCUUUCAUAGCUUUCUAUAGAAAGGAAUAUGUGGAGCCAGAGCUAAACAUCAAUGAUCUGUGGAAGGUGUGGCAAUGGGAUGAAAAGUGGACUCAACUGAAAACCCGGAAGCAGAACCUGACCCGUCUAUUUGAGAAAAUGCAGUCAUAUCAGUUUGAGCAGAUUUCUGCUGACCCUGACAAACCUUUGGCUGAUGGUAUCCGUCCUCUGGACACCGCAGAUAUGGAGAGACUGAAAGAUGUUCAGACUCUUGAAGAGCUGAGUGACGUGUACAACCACUUUCUUCUGUACUAUGGCCGAGACAUCCCAAAGAUGCAGAAUGCUGCAAAGGCCAACAAAAAGAGAAUCAAGAAGAUUAAAGAAGUGACAGAAGAUGGUGAGGAGGAGGAGCUGGAAAUUGAGGAAGAGGAAGAACAAAAAGGACCUGACCUCAAGCUGGCUUCUCGCAGAGAUAUGUACAGCAUCUGUCAGAGUGUAGGCCUUGAUGGCUUGGCCAAAAAGUUUGGAUUAACUCCAGAGCAGUUUGGAGAGAACUUGAGGGACAGUUACCAGCGCCAUGAGACAGAACAGUUCCCUGCUGAGCCUCUCGAGCUGGCCAAGGAUUAUGUCUGCAGUCAGUUCACGACCCCCGAGGCGGUGCUUGAAGGAACCAGGUAUAUGGUGGCUAUGCAAAUUGCCCGGGAACCUCUAGUCAGACAUGUCCUCCGACAGACCUUCCAGGAGAGGGCCAAGAUCAACAUUAAGCCAACCAAAAAGGGCAAAAAGGAGAUAGAUGAGGCUCAUUUUGCCUACUCUUUCAAGUACCUUAAAAACAAACCUGUGAAAGAACUGAAUGGGGAACAGUUCCUUAAGAUGUGCCUGGCAGAAGAUGAAAAAUUGCUCACCAUUAACAUCUCUAUUGACCUUAUAGGGGUCAAAGGGUAUGCUGGAGACCAAACAUACUUUGAUGAGAUCAAGCAGUUCUACUACAGGGAUGAGUUCAGUCACCAGGUGCAGGAGUGGAAUAGGCAGCGGACCUUAGCCAUAGAGAGGGCGCUCAAUCAGUUCCUCUACCCCCAGAUGGCCAAGGAGCUCAAGAGCAAACUGAACAUGGAGGCCAAAGAAAGCAUUGUCAGGUCCUGCUGUCGCAGAUUGUAUAAUUGGCUGAAGGUGGCUCCUUACAGACCAGAUCAGCAAGUUGAAGAAGAUGAUGAUCUGAUGGAUGAGAGUCAGGGAAAAGGCAUUCGUGUACUGGGGGUAGCCUAUGCACCUAGCAGAGAUACGCCGGUGUUCUGUGCUCUGAUUAACGGAGAAGGGGAGGUCGUCGACUUCCUGCGCCUGCCCUACUUCAUGAAGAGGAGGAAUGCCUUUAGGGAAGAGGAGAGGGAGAGAAAGGCCAAUGACAUUGAGAACCUGAAGAAAUUCCUAUCCAGCAAGAAACCUCAUGUGGUAGCUGUUGCUGGGGAAAACAGAGAUGCACAAAUGAUCAUGGAAGACAUCAAGAGGACUAUCAGUGAGCUGGAGCAAGAGUCCGCUCUGCCUGCUGUAGCAGUGGAACUUGUUGACAAUGAAUUAGCUACAUUGUACAUGAACAGUAAGAAGUCUGAGGCUGAUUUUAGAGAUUAUCCUCACCUCCUGCGACAGGCUGUGUCUGUAGCCAGGAAGAUCCAGGAUCCCCUGGUAGAAUAUGCUCAGGUCUGCAGCAGUGAUGAUGAUAUUAUUUGCCUGAAACUACACCCACUGCAGGAACACGUGGUGAAGGAGGAUCUGCUCUGUGCUCUGUACUGUGAAUUUAUUAACCGUGUCAAUGAGGUUGGAGUGGACGUAAACCGGGCCAUCGCACAUCCUCACACUCAGAGUCUGGUCCAGUAUGUCUGUGGUCUGGGGCCAAGGAAAGGCUCCCACCUCCUGAAGAUCCUCAAGCAGAAUAACACUCGUCUAGAAAACAGAACCCAGCUGGUCACAAUGUGUCACAUGGGCCCAAAAGUCUUCAUCAACUGUGCUGGUUUUAUCAAAAUUGACACUGCAUCACUUGGAGACAGUACGGACUCCUACAUUGAGGUUCUGGAUGGGUCUCGUGUUCAUCCUGAGACAUACGAGUGGGCCCGCAAGAUGGCUGUCGAUGCCCUCGAAUAUGACGAGUCGGCAGAAGAUGCCAAUCCAGCUGGAGCUCUGGAGGAGAUCUUGGAAAACCCAGAACGUCUUAAAGAUCUGGAUUUGGAUGCUUUUGCUGAAGAGUUGGAGAGACAAGGUUACGGCAACAAGGGAAUUACUCUGUAUGAUAUCCGAGCAGAACUGAGCUGCAGGUACAAAGACCUCAGAGUUCCUUACAGAGUUCCCAAUACUGAAGAGGUGUUCAACCUGCUUACCAAGGAGACACCAGAGACCUUUUAUAUUGGUAAGCUGAUCACCUGUGUGGUAACUGGGAUUGCUCACCGCCGUCCUCAAGGAGAGAGCUAUGACCAGGCUAUCCGUAAUGACACCACGGGGCUGUGGCAGUGCCCCUUCUGCCAGCAAGACAACUUCCCUGAACUCAGUGAGGUGUGGAACCACUUUGACAGUGGCUCUUGUCCAGGUCAGGCCAUUGGUGUGCGGGGCCGAUUAGAUAAUGGCGUCCAGGGAUUCAUUCCAACAAAAUUUCUCAGUGACAAAGUAGUCAAACACCCAGAGGACAGGGUCAAGGUGGGCAUGACAGUUCACUGUCGCAUCAUGAAAAUCGACAUUGAGAAAUUCAGCGUUGACCUUACCUGCCGUACCUCAGAUUUGACGGACAAAGGCAAUGAGUGGAAACUCCCAAAGGACAGCUAUUAUGAUUUUGACACAGAGACUGAGGACCAUAAACAUGAGGAGGAACUGAAGAAGAAACAGCAGCGAACACCAUAUAUAAAGCGUGUGAUUGCACAUCCGAACUUCCAUAAUAUUAGUUUCAACCAGGCAGAGAAAAUGAUGGAGACCCUGGACCAGGGAGACUUGAUCAUUAGACCCAGCAGCAAAGGAGAGAACCAUCUUACUGUCACCUGGAAAGUGGCUGAUGGGAUUUACCAACAUGUAGAUGUGAGAGAAGAAGGCAAAGAGAAUGCCUUCAGUUUAGGACACACCCUCUGGAUCAACAAUGAAGAGUUUGAAGAUCUGGAUGAAAUCACAGCUCGUUACAUACAGCCAAUGGCAUCAUUUGCACGGGAUCUGCUCAGUCAUAAGUACUUCCAGGAGUGCAAUGGGGGAAACAAGGAGAAAAUGGAGGAGCUGCUGAUCAGGACGAAGAGGGAGAAGCCCACCUUCAUUCCAUAUUUUAUUUCUGCAUGUAAAGAGCUGCCAGGAAAGUUUAUUCUGGGUUACCAGCCCCGCGGUAAACCACGGGUUGAGUAUGUGACCAUCACCCCAGAUGGCUUCCGCUACCGUUCACAGAUAUUUCCUACUGUGAAUGGAUUAUUCCGUUGGUUUAAGGACCAUUAUCAAGAACCUGUGCCAGGCAUCACGCCCACCAACAGCAGCCGAACAAGGACACCUGCAUCCCUCAAUGCAACCCCGGCUAACAUCAACAUUGCAGACUUGACGCGAGCUGUCAAUGCUCUGCCUCGCAACAUGACCUCACAGAUGUUCAAUGCCAUCGCUGCCGUCACAGGCCAGGCCCAGAAUGCCAACACUACCCCCGCGCAGUGGGGCUCCAGUCAGUAUGGCUAUGGUGGGAGCACUGGGGGAGGAGGCAGCUCCUCUGCUUAUCAUGUGUUUGCCACACCACAGCAGCCCAUGGCAACGCCCCUGAUGACACCAAACUACUCUUACACAACACCAAGCCAGCAGGUGUUAGGUACCCCACAGUACCCUGGUUCCACUCCACAAUCCUCACAUGUCCACACACAUGGAAGCCAUCUGCCACCCCACGGCCAUCAUGGUAAUCAUCAACAUGGACACGCCUCCAGCACACCAUCGUCAACCUCUUCUAGAGGACGAACGCCGCAGCAGCAGCAGCCAAAGUCCAGCGGCAGCACGUCAGCAGUGGACUGGGGAAAGAUGGCGGAGCAGUGGCUGAAAGAAAAAGAGGCAGAGGGACGGAAAAAGGCCCAGAGGAUGAUGCCACGACUGUCGCCCAGCCCGAUGAUCGAGAGCACACCCAUGUCCAUUGCUGGAGACGCCACACCCCUACUGGAUGAAAUGGACCGAUAGAACACAGAGGGAGCGUUGCUCCAGACCCCCAUCCAGCUCCCGCCUCCUUUUCCUGGACCUCCCACGCAACCCAUAUCCCAUCAGCCCUUUCUUUCACUUUAAGACAUUGACCUCCACUUUCACGUUCACCUCCUGGAGUUAUAGCUCUGGUUUAACAUCAUGACACCUUGAGAUAUCAUACCUCACUGCUUUUCCUUCCUCCAGUCCUCGCCCACAUUUCACCAACUCCUCCAACCAGGACAGCUGGACCUGUAGUAUUUUGUAAUGUCUGAACUCACUGUAAAUAUGGCACAAGAUGCCAGUACAAUAAUAUUUAAAUAAAAAUAAAAAUAAUAAAAUCUUGAAAGUGUUGACAGUGGUUACAGGUAGGAUAUGGACCUACAUAGAAUGUCAGAAUUAAGCUGUCUACUUCUCUUUGCAGCUGUUUUUUUUUUUCUUUCUAAGGCUUUUUUCUGAGUUUUGCCAGAUGGACACAGUUACAGUUAUAAAAAACAAAAAAACAAAAGCAAAACUUGUGAAUUUACUUGGAAUGCAUCAUAUGAAUGAAGAGGAGUUGUUCCCCUCCCCAUUUGAAUCAGGAGACUCUGCACAUCUGUCACAUGCAGCCUCACAUGCUGAAUGUUUGUGGACUGAUGAAGAUGAUUAAAAAGUAAAAUUAAUUAAAGAGAAUUGAGCUCCUGUGUUAGUUCGCUGUGUCCACCACAAGCAGUGGUAUAAUCCACUGACGAUGUAUGCGUAUUUUUGGUUUCUCUGUUGUAUUUUAUCCAGUGUGUGGACGCUGCCUGUCUCCCACAGACAUUUAAAGCUUUUUGUGCAACAUUCUACUUAAAGUCCCUUCAGUUGGUUUUAGUAACAGUCCCUAAUUUCUCAUUGGGGAUAAUAAAGCAAUCUGUCCAUCGAACUGGCAACUUUUAAAAGUGUGCAUAUGCAUGGAGGAGUUUUUUUUUUUUUUAAAUAAAAAAAA